AAUUGCCACUGCGCUCAUGUUGAUAUUUUGCACGCUUGGUUAGGGCGCACACCGGAUAGGCUACCAACUACGCACUAGAGCUGCAGGUCUGCCAGCUACAGGUGGCGGACAUUUUGUCCACGGCGACCUGUUGCUCAGCUCAGUCCUAGGGUAUCUCGCCGCCAUGUGUAAGAACAACGGCCACGGCAUGUUCGGGCUGGGGGUGGCCCUGGUCAGCCUGGGCGCCCUGAGCACGGUGCUGGGGAUCGCCGCCGCCGCAGCCUUCCCGGCGGACUACUACAGUCGCAUCAGCGGGCCAAUCUGGGCUGGAGCGUGGUCAUCACAGGAACCAUGGGUAUCAUGGCCGGGAGGAACUUCAAGCGGGAGGGCGCUCCUACCGGAUUCACCCCAGCCUUCCUGACCUUGAGCAUCAUCGGCAUCUUCGUGGCGCUGUCCCAGGUCAGCGUGUCGGGCGCCGCGGUGACCUGGGCCUGCCUUGUGGUGGACUUACAGCAGACCCUCUCGGGCGCUUUCAACAACGUCUUCGUCACCGAGGGCUACGACUCCUGGGGCAACGGUGAUGUCAUGCCCUACGGCAGUCAGGAGAGUGGGGAUUCGAACUGCUCGACCAUGAUCGCCUUGCACUACACCUGCCUGGCGCUAGGGUUGGUGGAGAUGAUCCUGUGCUUCGCCUCGUCCAUCGUCGGCUGUGUGGUGGGCUGUUCCUGCUGCGACCAGCAGCCGGCUUCGAGUGUGGUGAUCAUGCAGCCUUCCAACCUGCCGUACGCCCAGAUGCCUCCCAGUGUCAACAACCCAGCAGUUCCGGGUGGCUACCCCCAGGCCGGGUACAUCCAGCCGCUGGGCGGGCCUCCCCCAGCCUACCUGCCGCCGCCUGGCCAGCAGGGCCCGGCCUACCCUGCCGGGGGACAGACCCCGGCCCCCGCCGAACAAGCUGUGAAGGCUCAGCCUGUCUAACUCUAAGGCCUGUAAAUCAUCUUGGCACGUCGGCCAUUAUGCUUUUUAAAGCCAGAGGAGCAAGGCUCGUUGUAAAAGAACUCUGACCUCAGUUUUCUUGCACUUUAAUGGGAACUUAACAGAUCUCUAGUCACAAUAGCCAAGAUACAAAAUGCUCAUUGUUCUUGCCAUAUAACGUUAUACAUAUACUUAGGAAAACAAACUUCAGUCAUAGAGGCGAAGAUGCA
Messenger RNA from Branchiostoma floridae (Florida lancelet), 1181 nucleotides. RefSeq lists its product as uncharacterized. NCBI's taxonomy places the organism in Eukaryota, Metazoa, Chordata, Leptocardii, Amphioxiformes, Branchiostomatidae. The record is from RefSeq and is a predicted model, not a curated record.